AUCAAAAUCUUGAAUCGACAGUCGUUUGUCGGUAAACUCCACACAGCAUUGAGGAGGGAGUUUCGAUGGAGGUUUGGUCAAAAAUCGAAUUGAACCGACGGAAAACGGUCGAAAAUUUCGACCAACUUUGUUAGAAGCGCGCUGUGGUGUGUCAGCCAAGAGCACAGCUGACUUGAAGAUCGAAUGGAAGGGAAAGCGCUUCGAGUACAGCUCGAACGAAGAGUCGACUCGUGUUGGUCGUGGGUAGUGUGUUUUUCAUCUUUCAUCGUUCAGUUUUUAAUUCUUGGAACUCACAAUUCAUUCGGUUCAUUCUUUGUGGCAUUGUUGGAGGAAUUUCAGCGGAGUGAAGCCGAGACUGCAUGGAUUGGCUCCUUGGCUAUGGGUAUCACAUACAUGGCAGCACCGAUUGCUACCAGCCUUUGCGACCGCUGGGGAUGCCGGGUGGUUAUGUGUCUUGGCAGUGUGACUUACAUGGUAGCGAUGCUUCUGACGUCAGUCGUGCAGCACAUGUCACUCAUGUACAUUACAUACGGUGUUUUGUUUGGUUUCGCAUCCAGUUGUUGUUACUUCUCAUCGUUUUACAUCCUCAUUGUGUAUUUUAACAAGCACCUCGCUCUCGCCAAUGGUAUCGCCGCCGCAGGCGCUGGGGCGGGAACAAUGUCCUUGAGCCUGACCGUGGACAAGUUGAUCGCCUCGUAUGGACUUAGAAUGACUUUUAAAGGAUUGGCAGCAUUGUCCGUCUGUCUUUUCUUAGCUGGACUAACUUUCCUUCCAAUUGACUUCAGAGAAGGAGAAGACGAACUUUUGAAAAAGGAAGCACUCUUGAAAGAACAAGAAGAGAUAAGAAUAAAAGACCGAUUGGUCAAAAAUAUCAAAGAACUGUUCAAGCCUGCUCCAGUGUGGGGAAAUAAGCCAUUUGUCGCAUGGACCGUGGCCUUAGCUAUGGUUCUUAUUGCCUACUACAUUCCCUAUAUGUACCUGGUUCGUCUUGCAGAGAGUGUAGGCAUACCGUCAACUCAGGGGGCCCUUCUGGUUGGUUAUUUUGCCUUGGCCCAAACAGUCGGCAAGAUCUUCUUUGGGAAGCUUGGGGACUCAUCUCGGGUCAGCCGUUUGACCCUUACGCAAUUAGCUCUUUUGGUCAUCGCUGUGGCAGCAUGUCUGUGCCCCUUGGCCCAGUCCCACUCAGCCCUUCUCACUUACUCCUUGGUGUCGGGGCUCUUUGAUGGAUGCCUUAGUGUAAUGAUCGGUCUUGUCACCCAUGACAUAGUGGGCCGUCAGAUGAUGGCAAAAGCCGUUGGGACUUUAUAUGGUAUCGUGGCGAUUCCUAUGACAGUGGGACCUCCUAUGGCAGGUCUUCUUUUUGACAGCACCGGCAGCUACAACAUUGUCUUCUUCCUUUCUAGCGGUCUCGUGAUUGGCGGAAGCUGCGUCAUGUUUCUCAUCCCAAUUCUGCUUCGCUCCAAGCCAAGCCUGCUUAAAGUCAUUACUCCUGAGAUCAUCGUGUCAAUGCCAGAUAAGCUCCAAGAAGACGAUGAAAUUAGUCUCUUCGAGGGCGAUACAGCCAAACUAAGAACUUCCCAUAUGUCCUUUAGAAGCCUCGCUGACGAAUUAGGGAUCUACAGGAGUCACCUGUUAUUGGACAGGACGCCAAAUCUGAGCUCUCGUCCAAGCAGUUUUGUGCUAUUUUCGAUCGUGCCGGAGGGAAGUUUCAGAGAUUUGUCUCAGUUAAAUGAACGAUAUUCCAACAGUAGAGGGGCAAGCUACACCUCCUUAGUAAGACUUUCAGAAAUAAAAGUCGACAGCAGAGUCAACAGUUGCGCUCGGUUAGAACCCGUCGCCGAAGCCGAGGCUUGGGAUUCAGGUUUGCCUUCCGAGCAUCUUGACGUCAUAAAACCACCAACAGCUGUACCUGAACUGUUCGUUACUGUAUCACGGUCAUGUGACUGUAUGAACGAACCUGCUAGCCAUGUCAUGACUAUAGAUUUAAAUAAAGACAGUGCGUCGGUCGAAAUUGUCUCCAAAUCCACGGAGAGUGGCUUUGCUUCUGAAGAAUCUGUUGUAAGCGCUUGUGACAAUAGUAUCGAGCUUAUUUCUUCCAGUUCAGAUUUGGAUGGGAAACGCUUAAGUGGUUACUCGUGGAAUUCAACGGGAAGUAGCCUGUCGUGUAAGACUCAGUGUUCCGAGGCUGGCACCGAGGACAGUGGGUACGGCGACGACUUGACGCAAGCGCACUGUGUUACCGAAGGUAGCUCGGAAAUAGAUGAUCAUAUGAAACCAUCCAUGUGCACUUUCGUCUCUCAAGAUAGCUUGCAAUCCGACUUAAGACAAGAUAAUGGCUACUGCAGCUGUGAUUCUUCGCUAGAUGUGCAGAAGAGCUACACUGAGGUCACUGGCACUGAUGACGAAGCGAUGGCUGGGCACGCCCGGAAAGGGCUCCUUAUUGAAGACGCGUGCCAUUCAAACUUCAACACAGGGGAACAGACGAGGAUGGUUAUGGAGCUGUCUUAUUGUACAUGUGGAGAAGAAGAAGAUGACUCCGUCAACAAGCUCAUUUCAGACGCCAAAGAAAUAAUUGAACUUAAAAAGCCUUAUAUAUCAGUGUUACCUCAGCCACCAGACAUCUACAGUGAGUUGUUCGAGGGAAUACUGGAAGAGGUGAAUGAGUACGUGGAGAAUUUCUCGGAAUUGUCCGUUUGCCAGGGCACGAUGAAGACAUUGCCGAAAGUAAGCAUGACAGAUAUAAUAUCUUGCGAGCAGGAAACAGUUGUUUGAAUUAUGAACGAAUAGAGAAGAGGCUACUGAAUAAGAGCGGGAGCGCUGGGAAUAGACUCGGCGCCAGGCUAUCAGGUCAAAUUACUGAUUUAGAGAAAGAGAGAGUAUUCCAGAACAUUACUCUCAUAAGUCAUUUAGGAGCUAACUGAAAGCCACAUCAUAAUUAGCUAUCCCCGUGCUAAAACGUUGUUUUGGUUAAUGUUACAAUGGAAUGCAUCAGAAGAUGCAUUCCAUUGUUUAUUUGUUAAAGAGCACCUGUUACCAGUUUAGUAGCAAGCGGAGGAUCUUUUGUCGUCAUUGCCUGCUUAACGUAGUAAUUCAGACAGAGCGACCUCUGUGGAAAAUGUGGCGUAAUGCUAUUGGAAAAAAGUCUUAAUCAGAAAAAAAUGAAUCGCAAGAAAGCUUUCAAAAGAAUUCCAGUGUAUGCGGGUGGUAGAGCUACUGAUCUUUCCACUGUAAACAUUUACUAGAAAGCCUCAUUGGAUCGAAGAUGCCAUUUAGUUGACGCAGGAGGGAAUAAUCAAAGGAUAAAUACCGUCUGUAAUCGAGAAUCCGAUUGAUAUAAGUUUCAAUCACCUUGUGACAACUGUUACCCCACCCCCCUUUCCCUCACCAGCACCUGUUUGCUUUAUGCUACAAAAUGGUAUUUCAAAAUGUAAUCAGCUCUUAGAAUAGCUCGGAUAUAAUUCCCUAGUAUCAGAAGAUAUUUUUUUGCCUUACUGAACUAAUAUAAGAGGCUGAAAUUCUUAUUUAUAGAAUGCUUACAUAACAGGGCUGAUACGUUCCCCUCUUGUCACUAACCUCGAUUCCAGGAUCUCUAUUCUUUGUUGAUUAAUGGAAGUGUUAGGGAGAAAGGGCCUGAAAUCGAGGCUACCCUGAAACGGAAAUUCCAGGAAAGGCCUAAAAUUGAGGCUAUUACCGGUCACUUUUUUCUGUUGUUUCAAAGAUAGACGCAAUAACAUGCAUAAUGAAAGCAAAGCCUGUGCAGAUUCCCUCAGAAUGUUGUCGCCAUUUUGAGUGUACCAAAAAAAAAAGAAAAAAACUUUUUUUUUCUCAUUUCGUAAUAUUUGGGGUUGGAUUAAAACUAAAAUAUAUUUUAAUGAUGAAAUAUGAAGUAAAUAUACUUGAGAGCUUUUUAUUUUGUCAAUCAAGAAAAAUCAUAUAUAUAUAUAUAUAUAUAUAUAGAUAAUAAAGUUGUUCUAUUCAUUAGUUAGAAGCUUCAAUUUCUAUGGUUAUCAGGGUAUAGUUGACGAAAACAGAAAUGUCGGUAUAUUUAUUACUUCAUAGGUAACUCUGAGUUUGAAACAAAUCUAAACUCUACAUCCAAAUGUCAGCUCCUUCAAAGCUCUAUUUAAAAAAGUGAGAGUGGCUGUAAUAAUUAUUUAAUAGCAGUCAUGCAAAAUGUAUUUAAUAGGUUUUGGGACCCAUUUACUGAAAAUAUGUAAUUAACAAGCAUUUUUAAAGUGAGUGACUAGUAAUAAUGAAACUCUUCCGAGAAGAUUUUAGUCCAAAAUUAGCUAGAAAUUAUAAUGAUUGUUCUGCCGUAAUAAUUGUGUGUUUGCAUUACUCUCGGAUCUUUGUUUUUGCCUGUUUUGCUAGAUCUCUUUUUUAAACAGUGUAAAAUGUAUUGUGCUGGAUAGUUGUUUGGGAAACCAAUUAAAAUAACAUUAUUUUUCA
Messenger RNA from Pocillopora damicornis (cauliflower coral), 4449 nucleotides. RefSeq names its product monocarboxylate transporter 12. The record is from RefSeq and is a predicted model, not a curated record. Lineage: Eukaryota; Metazoa; Cnidaria; Anthozoa; Scleractinia; Pocilloporidae. Gene Ontology annotation, biological process: transmembrane transport. Gene Ontology annotation, molecular function: transmembrane transporter activity.